Lachnellula hyalina is the source of this 528-nucleotide messenger RNA. RefSeq lists its product as uncharacterized. The transcript has 3 exons. The record is from RefSeq and is a predicted model, not a curated record. Lineage: Eukaryota; Fungi; Ascomycota; Leotiomycetes; Helotiales; Lachnaceae. The coding region runs from base 1 to 528 and encodes 175 amino acids.
AUGUCUGACAAGAACACCUCCACCCUCCAGUCCUAUAUUGACUCUGCCACUGGAACCGCUCAAUCUGUUCUUGGCUCUCUCACAGGUUCUUCUGCUGACAAGAAUGCCGGCGAAGUCAAGAAGGACGAUGCAGCGUUUGAGAAAGACCUCUCCCAUGCCACCGCAAAGGUUGGCCCAUUCUCUGCGUCCUCGUCUGGUGCGGUCACCAAGGACGAUCCCAACCGCCAAGAGGGGGCGUGGAACCAGACUGUAGGAGCUGCGAAGGAGAGCGUGGGUGGGCUGGUUGGCUCCGAGGAUCUCAAGCGAACAGGAGCUGAGCAGAACGCUGCUGGCAAAGGCCAAGAAGCGCAAGGCCAACUUAACGACUUCGGUUCCGGAGUAAAAAGUCGUGUUGGAGGCGCGGUUGAGGGUGCUGUUGCUGGUGUUACAGGCGAUCGCGAUGCACAGCUCAGGGCACAGGAGAAGCAUGAUGUUGGCAAGACACAGCAGCGUGGUGCUGAGGUGGAUAUCCAGAAGCAGAAUGCCUAG